AGGCUGUCGGCAUUUCCCUUGCCCUGUGGCAGUUCUGGAGUGGCAGCAACAGUUAGCAAAGUGUGGCGCUAUGUUGGCUGAAAAGCAGAUUUUCCUGGCUCUUUGCUUAAUCCUCUUUAUGGGAUGCACAACACAAGGUGUUCCUGUUCAGAUGGGGAGGUACAUGCGGGUCAGAUGCAGACCUGACACCCUUUUCUCAAAUUGUGUUCAAGAACAAGGCCCACGGACUGUAAUUCCUGACAGAGCUGAUAACAUGAUCCUCCCUCCCAAGGCUGAUCCAGUGCUGUUGAAGAAAUUUCAAGAACAUCCUGAUACCUCUGCAUUUUCUGAAGAUGAAUAUGGAUCGGGAAAUGAAAUGGAAUUGGAGUCUGGAUCAGGCAUUGAUGACAGUCUUGAUGGCUUUAUCGUUCCUGAUUUCGUUCUGCACCAGUCAGACAGGGAUAUGAAGCUGAGAUUAACAGACGAAGGCUUAUUUCUGCAUAACCAGCAGCUGUGAUUUCUGUCAUAGCCAAGUGCUGCCGCCUUCUUUUUCCUAUGCCUUUUGUGUUUUAUGACUGGAAGAGAUUAUACUCAGAAGAAAUGUUGUAUAACACCCUCCCCCCGCCCAAACUCUAGACCCAUCCAUAAAUGUCUUAAAAUAUCUAGUGCUUUUCUUUGCCCUAAACCUAUCAAAUGCAAGCUCUUCUUUUUAAAAGAUGUAGGUGGCCCCCUUUUGGUUAUUGGUUCACAAAACUGUUUUUUUGAAAAUUAGAUGUUUGCCAAAUGAGGAAAGAAGGAACACAACAUAUUUUUAAAAGCAAACACAGUGGAAUAUCAAUAAUGGAAUACUAGAAUCCCUGGAAAUAUUUCCUUUCAGUUGGCUCUUCAUUCUAUAACAGUUCCCUUUCUCAAUUAGUCCUACAGGCAAAUCCGGGAAAGUGCAUUCCAUAGCCCCACAUCCUUUUGAAGUGUACUUGUAUUAGUAAACAAAUAAAAUAAAAAGUGGUAUUCCAGGUCACAAAAUACUGUUCAGUUGUUCCCAUCCGGAACUUACUUUGAAUUUGAGGAGCAACUUGUUUUAUAUGUUCAAAUCUUUCGUUCCAUUUCAACCAUAUCCUAAUGUGAUCUUGUGAUUGCAGAGAUACACCUCUUAAAUCUUUUGUUCAUCUUAAGGCCAGAUACUUGUUUUACAGCACUUAAGUAGAUGGAUGGAUUUCCCCUACAUGACAUGCAUUUUUAAAACCUUAAAUUCUAAUAAAUUUAGGUGCAACUAAA
This is a messenger RNA of Sphaerodactylus townsendi, 1254 nucleotides long. RefSeq names its product serglycin (gene SRGN). The transcript is spliced from 3 exons. The record is from RefSeq and is a predicted model, not a curated record. Lineage: Eukaryota; Metazoa; Chordata; Lepidosauria; Squamata; Sphaerodactylidae. Bases 71 to 496 code for a protein of 141 amino acids.